AUGCCGGAUAUCUUCAAAGGCCCUGUCUUUAAUCCGGUUGACGGUUUUCCUGAGGGCCGCAAGCGUCGAGAGUCCAUAUUGACUAACGAAGAAAUGAUAGCUGCAAGACUAAAACCUUACGAACGAGAUUACUGCGCUCACCUUUUGCUAGCUUUCAGGAAAUGCUUAAAUGAACAUGCUAUACCAGCUUUUUUCUGUUCCGAUCAGAAACAUAAAUAUCUUCAUUGUAAAGAAAAUGACCAGUUGUAUAGAAUGAAGGAAUACGAACGCGAACGCCGUCUUUUACACAAGCGUACAUCGAUUUCAGAAUGA
This is a messenger RNA of Schistosoma intercalatum, 312 nucleotides long. The record is from the annotation of a GenBank genome assembly. NCBI's taxonomy places the organism in Eukaryota, Metazoa, Platyhelminthes, Trematoda, Strigeidida, Schistosomatidae.